Messenger RNA from Laccaria bicolor S238N-H82, 618 nucleotides. RefSeq lists its product as uncharacterized. The transcript has a single exon. The record is from RefSeq and is a predicted model, not a curated record. The coding region runs from base 1 to 618 and encodes 205 amino acids. Lineage: Eukaryota; Fungi; Basidiomycota; Agaricomycetes; Agaricales; Hydnangiaceae.
AUGAAACCAGGCGCAUCGACAUGGGAAGCUGUUGGCGGCUCCAUUCUGCAUCUCACUGAGGAAGGUAGCAAGCCACUGCCAUUUGUCCUGGAAAACGAGAACGUUUUCAAGAGUGCAUCUUUUCUUUUGUUGCUAGCCCCGCCCAUGAUUCUGAUAGCGCUUUCAGUUACUGGCGUGGCACCCUGGGUAACAAGGAUCGCUGAGGUCAAAGCUGCGCUGGCAGUCAUCAUUGAAGCAGAACGGAAAGUAGCCUCUCUCAACGAUGAGACGCAAGGCUUGGUGCGCACUUUGUGUGCUAAGGACCAGAACAUUCAAGACGCUAAAGUCGAAAUCGAGCUUAUGGAGAGGCGCAUGGAGACCAUCAAGAAGCAGGCAGACACCAUUGUUGAAUUUGAGACAAGGGCAAGAAACAGGAGAUCCUGUAAGGAAGCGAUUGAGCAGUUACAGGCAGACAUCGAUGCCAUUGAGCAGGAGAAUGCGAGCUUGAAGAGCUGGACAGGAGCGGCAGCGUAUGCUCAUAUUGUUUUCAUCUUGGGGUACAUCGUCGAUUUGAUGGUUUCGCAGAAGUUGGAACCCAACCUGUCGAAACGGAAAACGUGCCGAUCAAAGGUAGCCUGA